Messenger RNA from Myzus persicae (green peach aphid), 2796 nucleotides. RefSeq names its product DDB1- and CUL4-associated factor 8-like. NCBI's taxonomy places the organism in Eukaryota, Metazoa, Arthropoda, Insecta, Hemiptera, Aphididae. Gene Ontology annotation, molecular function: protein binding. The transcript is spliced from 10 exons. The coding region runs from base 374 to 2002 and encodes 542 amino acids. The record is from RefSeq and is a predicted model, not a curated record. Gene Ontology annotation, cellular component: cytoplasm; Cul4-RING E3 ubiquitin ligase complex.
AUUUGAUGAUGCUCUUCAAACUUAUCUAUGGUCACGACUGUUUUACUAGUCAUAUAAAUACAUAUAUUUUAAUUAUUAUAUUAUCUUUAUUAUCUAUCAGAAUUUCAGUUCAUUCUAUCUUCAUUCUAGUCCGAAAUGAUAACGAAAUAGUAUAUUAAUAAAUAAUAAUUUUAAUAUUCAUUUAUUUUGUGGCUGCACUUUAGCUGCAUUUGAAGUUGAUAACGAUAGCGGAUAAAGACGGCAGACACCAUAAAUUGUGGACAGUAGUCUUUUAGCUCUGUAUGUGCUCUGUAGUCAGUACUCCGUUUCCGUGACUACUGACCACAACAAUAAUUAUUGAACCCGGCAACGACAGAACAGUAAAACGAAAAAUAUGUCUGACACUGACUUCAGCUCAUCAGAUAGUGACAAUAACAAUGUGUCUCCUUUUUUCAACCAAUAUUUUGCUUAUCCUCAAGAAUACGAUUCUGAAAUUGAUGUUGGAAGCUCAGACUUAGAAAUAGAUGAUUCGUCAGAUAGUGAAAUUGUUAAUAGUUUAAAUCAUUUGGAUUCUUCAUCUAGUGAUAGUGAAUUCAACUACUCUUCAGAAGAUUUAAAUUGUCCAGAUGACUCAUCUCAUGAUUCAAGAAAUCCAUCUGUAUUAAGAUUGUUCAGACAAAGACAAAUAAAAAAAAUUAAAAUCGCUCCUCCAAAAUCCAGUUAUUGGUGUCUCCCUAAAGAAUUAUAUAACAGAGAAAUCGGCCAGUAUAACCGCCGUGCUCAAUGGGGUUAUAAGUUCUAUCAAUCAGCGGUUGCUGUACAUAAACUCAAAUUGAGUAAACAGUUAAAAGGCCAUCAAGGAUGCGUAAAUUCACUAGACUUUAAUAAAACUGGUGACAUGAUAGCAAGUGGAUCAGAUGAUUGUAAAAUAUGUUUAUGGAAUUGGUCAAAUAAAAAGUGCUUACUCAAUUACAAUAGUAUGCACACUAGAAAUAUUUUUCAAACUAAAUUUCUUACUACGCACGGAGAUAAAGAUGUUAUAUCAAGUGGACGGGAUGGCUUAGUUGUAUGGUCUUCUUUAGGUGAUAGUAAUGCCAAAAUAAGUAAAAUAAUAGCCCGUCAUGAUCGCUCUUGCAACAAAGUUGGUGUACAUCAUGAAACACCAUAUGUAGUUCUCAGUUGUGGAGAUGAUGGAAUUGUUAAAAAUAUUGAUGUUCGUCAAUUUCCUAUUAAUGAAAAUAGAAGAAUUACCAAUAUACUACAUAUCAGAAAUGCUCGUGGUUCUUCUAUGCAUCUUUAUGGUAUUGACAUAAAUCCUAUGAAGCCUUAUGAGUUUAUUGUAAAUGGAAAUGAUGAAUAUGUAAGAAUGUACGAUAAAAGACAACUAAUUGUGGAUCCCGUUAAAAUGUUUCAUCGUGAGCUUAAAAAUACUAAAACAGAAAAAGCUGAUAAUAAUGCUGUUAAUAGUACGGACGAUAGUGCUAUUAAUGACACUGAUGAUAGUGAUGUUGAUGACAUUGAUGAUGGUGCUGUUAAUAUUGCUGACAGUUUUAGUGCUAGUCCUAACAAUGUUGAUUCUGACUAUGAUGAGGACUGUGAUAGUUUAGUACCACAUUUAAAACAAAUUACAUCUGCUGUGUACAGUUAUUGUGGUACUGAAAUUUUAGCUUCUUAUAGUGAAGACGAUAUUUAUCUAUUCGAUGCUUAUGGUCGAUCGAAUUCUGUAUUACGCAAUUAUGGUGGCCAUAUAAAUAGAAUGACAGUCAAAGGUGUCAAUUUCUAUGGACCGAGAAGUGAUUAUGUGGUAUCUGGAUCAGACUGUGGAUUUAUAUUUAUAUGGGAUAAAAAAACUGAAGCUAUUGUCCAAAAAAAACGUGCUGAUAAAAGUGGAUGUAUCAAUGUAUUAGAACCACAUCCACAUAUGCCAACUCUAGCAACUAGUGGCUUAGAUAGAUCUAUUAAAAUAUGGGAACCUUUAAAUGAAUCUCAAGAGCCAAAUAAAAAAAAGCUCAGAUUGAGUUAAUCGUUUUCUUUUGCUGGCCAUAGUGCACUACAAUAAGCGUUUGUAUAUUGGCAUCUCAAACACAACGAAACGCACAUAGGACAACGCAUUAGUUACAAUAUUUUGUUGACGCCAUAAUAUUUCAAUGACUGAACGGAUAAGAUAAAGUUUUCAUGUACAGUAUAAUAAUGUACACAUAAGAUAACUUAAUUAUUGAGGUUUUCAUUCAGAUAUUCAAAAAUAAUUCUUAAUUUAAGAUAAAAAUUAUUAAUAUCAAUGUCAUAAAAGUGUCCUUUAUUUAGAAUUUCCUGUAUUCAGAGGUUUUCCUAUUCUUAAGUAGUGAAAAUGUCCCCGUCCCCGAAAAAACGUCUGCUAAAAUGUCUGCCGAAAAAUGACUAGUUAAGUAACUACUCUGCUGUUCAGUAGGUUAGUAUUGUCAUUGAGUUAUUUAGAUCACUGUAAUGGAUAUGCUAAAUUUGAAUUAAAUUCAAUGAAUCAUUGCAUACAAAAAUAAUUCUAAGUGGACAGCUGUCAGAGCCCAUAUUACUAAGUACAUUUUAUUAUACAUUUAUAUGGUCUAAUAGUAAUGCAGAUAGUUGAUUAAUUUUUACCUAAAAUUCUUUAUUAUAUCAUUAAACAAUAAUCAUUAUACAAGUAUAUAUUAUUGUUAUUAACUUUCGCAGCAAUAGAACGGUGUUUAUAGGUUUGUGGUUUAAAUAGUUAACAGCUAAAAUUAAUCUAAAUAAUAAGAAAAUGUCAUUGUUUAUAGUAAAAUAUAAUAUAGGUAAUAUAUAAACAUAGAAAAGUUUCAAGUU